CGGAAGUUGGACUCGGAGCUGUGGCGGUGGCGAGUUGAAAACCUCCACAAGAAGAGCACUCUGUGAAGCGCUGCAAAAGUCACGAGGAGAGUUUGCCACCUUUGGCUGCUCUAGAUUUGCAGCUCACAUGGCCGCCCCGCUCGAUUUUCGGCACCUCGACGAAGGGGUGGGGCAUCAGAAGCGAAGGAAACGAAAAGCAGAGGAAUGGGAAGAAGAGCAGCAGGCAGCCAAGAGGGUGCCAGUGCCCAUGGAGGAGGACACGGGGGCGGUCGCCGCAGUAGCAGAAGAGAAAUCUUAUACGGGAACUCUAGGGGGGCGGGCAUCGGGCAGGAAAUGGCGGGCGGCGGUGUCAGAGCGGACGUCGUCAUUGAAACGGAAUGGCACGGCGGUGCUGAAGACUAGUUGGGAGAAGAAGAUGCAGCUGAAAGCGCAAGCGAAGUCCUUCAAAGAAAGAAAAGAGGUACUCAAGGAGACAAUCCGAAGUAACAAGCAGGCUAAGCGGGCGCAGGUCGCGGAGCGCAAAAAGAGGAAAGAGGAGAACGAGCUGAAGAGUCUCGUCGUGCAAAAGAUUACAAACCCAAAAACCAUAAAGAAGAUGAAAGCCUCCAAAAAGCAACGGAAGUUGUUGCGGACAGCUGCGGGUACAUGAUACCAAUACACGUGAUUGGUGUAACAGAUGAUUUGCGAACAUUGUGUUCACUGUUUACCGCCGAUUUGCCAUUUAAAGCUAUUGUGACAUAGGGGGCACAUGUUGAGCCGCAAUCACUGUAGUAUCUGGUUCCACUUGCCAUGAUGCACGUUAAUCUAAGUAUCUUUCAUGUGCGAUAGCAUGGUGCUUUUAGUCUGCUGCCGAGUUUGGAUAUGAAUAGUCAAUAUCACCACAUAUUUUAAUAAGGCAGUAGCUUACUGAAGUUAGGCAGGAAUGGGGGAGCCAGCACUCUCUCGCUCGUGCAAGUCGAUCCGAGUAGCAACUAAUUUAUUUCAAUUAUUUAUCG
Messenger RNA from Klebsormidium nitens, 995 nucleotides. The record is from the annotation of a GenBank genome assembly. Lineage: Eukaryota; Viridiplantae; Streptophyta; Klebsormidiophyceae; Klebsormidiales; Klebsormidiaceae.